GCUAAAAAGAACAAGACAUUGUCGUUGGUUCGUACUUUGUGGUCAAAUGACAUUUUGAUAAAAAUAAUUUAACUAUCGGCAUUUUAUCAUUUUUUAUAUUUCAUUCAUAGGGUUUCAUUUGUAUAAUAAAAUCAUGAAUAUUAUUCCAAGGUCUAGGAUCUCUUUUGUACGCGCUCUUGUCAAUGUAAGAAUGUACUCUGGUGAGCCUGGCUCUGGUGCUGGUAAGGGAGGUGGUGGCGGUGGUGCCAUCCGCGAAGCUGGCGGUACCUUCGGAAAGAUGGAGGCUGCCAGGGAAGAUGAGUACUUCUACAAGAAGCAAAAGGAGCAGCUAUCCAACCUCAAAGGUCACCUGAGCAAGGAAAUCGCUUUCCACCAGGACGCGAUCAAGCGCCAUGAGGAUGCCAUCCGACGCCACAAAGAACAGAUGGCUGAGAUUGAACACAAAUGAAUACAUAUAUAAUGUCAUCCAGCUGUUAGUAACAAAGAAUAAGGAAUGUGUUAUUCAACAUCUUAGAUCGAUAUGUUAUGUUAUAAGAAUGUUACUUUUCGCUUUUAUUUUGUUUAGUUUUAUUUCUAAAGUUUGAAGGACAAUUAUAUCGUCUAUGUGCAUA
Manduca sexta (tobacco hornworm) is the source of this 611-nucleotide messenger RNA. Its product is annotated as ATPase inhibitor mai-2, mitochondrial-like. The record is from RefSeq and is a predicted model, not a curated record. Gene Ontology annotation, biological process: negative regulation of ATP-dependent activity. Bases 134 to 448 code for a protein of 104 amino acids. NCBI's taxonomy places the organism in Eukaryota, Metazoa, Arthropoda, Insecta, Lepidoptera, Sphingidae. The transcript is spliced from 3 exons. Gene Ontology annotation, molecular function: ATPase inhibitor activity. Gene Ontology annotation, cellular component: mitochondrion.